Prorocentrum cordatum is the source of this 169-nucleotide messenger RNA. Lineage: Eukaryota; Dinophyceae; Prorocentrales; Prorocentraceae. The record is from the annotation of a GenBank genome assembly.
GACGUGGCGAUUGCUCUGGCCACCUACUACGACAAGGACCGGGAGUGUUACGGCAGCAAUAGCUACAACUACACUGGGAACCACGGCGACAACAACCUCAGGCACAACUGGAAUCAAAGCUACGACCAGGGCCAUAGCUACACCCACCCAGAGGGCCUCAUCAACCAAG